Molecule: messenger RNA, 333 nt
Organism: Ceratosolen solmsi marchali
Lineage: Eukaryota; Metazoa; Arthropoda; Insecta; Hymenoptera; Agaonidae
Product: ATP-dependent helicase brm-like
Exons: 1
Molecular function (GO): ATP binding
Source: RefSeq, a predicted model, not a curated record
UUCCUUCUUCCAUCCAUCUUCAAAUCAUGCAGUACGUUCGAACAAUGGUUCAAUGCUCCGUUCGCUACAACCGGAGAGAAGGUAGAGCUGAACGAAGAAGAAACGAUUCUUAUCAUUCGUCGUCUGCACAAGGUCUUGCGUCCUUUCCUGUUAAGGCGUCUCAAGAAGGAAGUGGAGUCUCAGCUGCCCGACAAAGUGGAAUAUAUUAUCAAGUGCGAUAUGUCUGGACUACAAAAAGUUUUAUACAAACACAUGCAGAGUAAGGGUGUAUUGUUGACUGAUGGAUCAGAGAAAGGAAAACGCGGCAAGGGAGGCGCUAAAGCAUUAAUGAAU